GCAAAUGGAGAGUCUGACAAGAAGAUUACAUGCCACCCGUACACACAAGAGCGAAAACGUGAGGCCCCAAUUCUCUGCUCAAAAAGGCUUGAUUUCUCUUCCACAAACACACAUACACACGCACAACGGAAGAAAAAUGCAGCUUCUUCACGCUCCGUUUUCUUCUACUCGGGCGCUUCACUGCUCCAUAUCGCAGUCAAAAGAGAGACCUGUGCAUGUCGCUGGUAAAUCUCUGCUUGAACCCGUUACUGCUACGUUAUUUACAUCUAAAAGACAUUUGAGGCGAGCAUGGUAUUCGUAUAAGGAUUCAGGAUGUAGUUCAGUCACACCUAAAGCUGCUCCAUCCCAAGUUUCAGAAGUAGCAAGUGGAACAGCUGAGACUGAUGUCCUAAAAGCCUUGUCCCAGAUAAUUGAUCCAGAUUUUGGCACUGACAUCGUCUCAUGUGGGUUUGUGAAGGAUCUUAAAGUCAGCGAGGAGUCAGGAGAGGUUUCAUUUCGGUUAGAGCUCACAACACCAGCAUGUCCAGUGAAGGAUAUGUUUGAGAAGAAGGCUCAUGAGGUAGUGGCAGCACUUCCCUGGGUCGAAACGGUCAAGGUGACCAUGUCUGCGCAACCAGCGAGACCUGUUUUUGCUGGUGAACUCCCAGCAGGUCUACAAACAAUAUCAAAUGUGGUGGCUGUUUCUAGUUGCAAGGGAGGGGUGGGAAAAUCAACCGUAGCCGUAAACCUUGCAUAUACUUUGGCAGGUAUGGGUGCAAGAGUUGGUAUCUUUGAUGCUGAUGUAUAUGGUCCUAGCUUGCCAACAAUGGUGUCCCCAGAAAACCGGUUGCUUGAAAUGAAUCCGGAGAAGAGAACUAUCAUCCCAACUGAAUACAUGGGUGUUAAACUUGUAUCUUUUGGAUUUGCUGGACAAGGCCGUGCAAUAAUGCGUGGACCAAUGGUUUCAGGGGUCAUCAAUCAACUACUGACUACUACUGAAUGGGGUGAACUUGACUACCUCGUCAUAGACAUGCCCCCUGGAACGGGUGAUAUUCAACUUACAUUGUGCCAGGUCGUCCCAUUAAGUGCGGCUGUUAUUGUUACCACACCUCAGAAGCUAGCAUUCAUAGAUGUUGCCAAAGGAGUCCGCAUGUUUUCUAAGCUAAAGGUUCCUUGUGUUGCAGUGGUUGAAAACAUGUGCCAUUUUGAUGCUGAUGGAAAACGAUAUUAUCCAUUUGGCAGAGGUUCAGGUUCUCAGGUUGUCCAGGAGUUUGGGAUCCCCCAUCUAUUUGAGCUUCCUAUCAGACCAACUCUAUCAGCUUCUGGAGAUAGCGGAGUACCUGAAGUCGUGGCUGAUCCUCAAGGUGAAGUUGCGAGAGCAUUUCAAGAUUUGGGUGUCUGUGUCGUGCAACAGUGUGCCAAAAUCCGCCAACAAGUCUCAACAGCAGUCACUUAUGACAAGUCUAUGAAGGCAAUCAGAGUCAAAGUACCUGAAUCAGAUGAAGAGUUCUUUUUGCACCCUGCAACUGUGAGGCGAAAUGAUAGAUCAGCUGAAAGUGUGGAUGAAUGGACUGGUGAGCAGAAACUACAGUAUGCCGACAUCCCUGAGGACAUUGAACCUGAAGAAAUUCGGCCAAUGGGGAAUUAUGCUGUAUCAAUAACAUGGCCAGAUGGUUUUAACCAGAUCGCUCCUUAUGAUCAACUGCAAAUGAUGGAGCGUUUGGUUGAUGUUCCUCAGCUUCUGCAUCAAUAAAACAUCUUUGAUGACACUCAGAAGUCGCGCUCAUUGGUUUUUCUGGAAUUUAUCUAAAGUUUACGGUUGUGGAGAAUCUCUCUGGGUUCCUUUGUUGAUUCACUAAAUUCUUUUUUACACUUUGAGCGGCAUCAAUAACUCAAGUAUACUGCAGAAGCUCAUAUUUCAUUCCUUCAUUCAGGCAUAGGCUGAACUUCAAGUUGUAUAUAGAUAUAGUUUAAAGAUGCUCUUAACAGUGGUUACUGCAAUCAAAGAAAAUUAAUGUUACAAAUUUUCAUAUUC
Messenger RNA from Sesamum indicum (sesame), 2014 nucleotides. RefSeq names its product ATP binding protein (gene HCF101). Gene Ontology annotation, cellular component: chloroplast stroma. Gene Ontology annotation, biological process: iron-sulfur cluster assembly. Lineage: Eukaryota; Viridiplantae; Streptophyta; Magnoliopsida; Lamiales; Pedaliaceae. Gene Ontology annotation, molecular function: 4 iron, 4 sulfur cluster binding; ATP-dependent FeS chaperone activity; ATP binding. The record is from RefSeq and is a predicted model, not a curated record.